AAUCCCGUUCAUUCCCUUCCCCCCCUUCCCUUGACGCUUCGGUACUCUUCUACCCCGGGGUGGUUUUUACUGCCCGCCCUAACUCCAAGAAGUUCGGGAAAGCCAGAACUAAAAAAAAAAGAAAAGAAAAUAAGAAAAUGAAAAACAGGGGGUUAGGAACAGGUUGGUCCAAUGAAAAUCUACCAUCAACCGCCAAAGCGAGAAACGAGAAAAAGUUUUCGGCAUAUUCAAAGAUCAACCGAACUCAGGUGCUUCUUUUCUUAAAGAAGUUUGGCGAGGUAUCAUGAUAAACGUCGACAGCAUGACUUUGGUGUUUUGAAGAAAAAAAAAACAAAAGUUCUUCUUUUUUCCCUUCUUCUUGAUUGCAUCGUUGUGCAGUGUCUGUUACCAGCAAGGCAGCCGACUCUUUCGAAUCUAAAGCAUUUGUUGACAUUUCGUGUCAAUGUAUCUGGAUUCAGUCAAGAUUUGGAUGUAAGUGAAACUUCAUCAGUGGUUGUGUUAUCCGGAGUUGACAAAACUUACCGUUAACGACUGUGGGAGGUAAGUUAUGGCAGAUUUUGUGAAAGAUGUCAAUGAUGAUGGGAUGAUCAGAACGAAUAGUUAUUUCUUGUGCUGCCUAUUAUAUCAACCAAAAUAGAAUGAAUUUUGAAAUUUGUAUGUUCCAAGUACCAUGUCUUAUUCGCCUCACCGGGUACAGCAGAUCGAAAAGAUUCGACGAUAUGUGGUACACUGCUCGACAAUAGACAAACGAAGGUUGUUACUUUAUUUAUCGAUAAAGACUUUAAAAAACUGUUAAGUUUUUCUUUACCACUAAGCUCAAUGAACUAAGUUAUUGCUCACUGUCACUUGUUUAAUUUGUCACAAAUCAGAAAAAAAACUCUGCCAUUUUUUAAAAAAAUAAUCUUUUUUUUACUUAAUGUGUUGUUAUCUGUUAAAUCGCAUACCAUAUUAAUACAAGCCAAAACGGAAGGUGCCAUAUGUUUGUUUGAUGUUGUGUUUUAUGAGAAAAACAUAUUUGUGAUUUGAAGAGUAGACAAAUAGACUGAAGGAUAACUCAUUUGACAUUUCAUUCAAAUAAAAAUGCUAGGAUGAAAAUUGUUUGAAGAUACAUAGUGCCAUUUAUUUUAUAUUUUGUGAACUGGUGUUUGUGUUUUGUGUUUAUUUCGUUCCAAAAAAAAAAGUGGUCAGUAUUAAAUUCCUUUUGUGUUGCACUUACCUGCCUGUUGACAUGCAGGUAAGGUAGUGAAAGAAUCCUUAAUUUUGUCACUAGGCUAUGGCGACCCUAGGACUGUCGAAAGUCUUCAUUUUGGACAAAUAUUUCACGGAGCUUCAAAAAUUUUGGGAAACUGAACGAAAACUACAUGAUGCAGCAUCUUCAAAUGAAGCAGACCACCUGCAGCAGAGAUUGCGCAGUCUAAGUUCAGAACUGGUAACGCUCAGGAACCGUUUGCAUGUAACUGGGGGAGGCGCUCCACCGAGCGCCCCCCUCAGUGGACACUCUCUUGCAGCCUAUCAGCAAGUGGGGAAAGUGGUAGCGGCAAAACAUAUUCUUCAAUGUUGCUGCUACGGCAACUGUUUGAUGUUGCCGGUGGUGGGCCGGAGACGGAUGCCUUCAAGCAUCUGGCUGCAGCCUUUACAGUGCUCAGGUCACUGGGCAGUGCCAAAACUGCCAACAACUCUGAAUCUAGUCGAAUCGGUCACUUUAUCGAAGUGCAAGUAACAGAUGGAGCUCUGUAUCGAACCAAAAUACACUGCUACUUCUUGGAUCAGACACGGGUCAUACGUUUGCUUCCUAAUGAGAAGAACUACCACAUAUUUUACCAAAUGUUGGCUGGUCUCACUCAAGAAGAACGCGCACAACUAAGUCUUGCUGGUUAUUCCUUACAUAAUCUUUGUUACCUAAAUCAAGGGGAUAUAACACAGAAUGAAAGUGAAGAUGCAUCCAGAUUCGAGGCCUGGAAGUCCUGCCUCUCAGUCUUGGGUAUCCCGUCCAUGGAUGUUGUACGAGUACUGGCUGCUAUACUGCUGUUAGGAAACAUACAAUUUGUGGAUGGAACGGGAAUGGAAGUCGAUGUCAAAGGUGGAAAUGCUGAACUAAAGGCUGUUGCAACUCUUCUUGGAGUAUCUAGUGUGGCACUUUUCAGGGGCUUAACGACACGAACUCACAAUGUUCGAGGACAACUAGUGAAGUCUCUUUGUGAUGCCAAACUUGCCACCUCCACUCGGGACGCCUUGUCCAAAGCUCUGUACUGCCGAACUGUUGCAACAAUAGUCAGAAGAGCUAACAGUUUGAAAAGACUUGGAUCCACAUCCGGGACAUUGAGUUCAGACAGCAAUGAAUCUGUCCAUAACCAAACAGAAAACAGCAGUCAGCAUGCAUCAACGCUAGGAUCUGGUGGUGUGAAAGCCUCUAAGUCAAUGACAGUGCUCAAUUCAGCUGUGAGGCAUGCAACGGAUGGUUUCAUCGGUAUACUCGACAUGUUUGGAUUUGAAGCCAGCAAACCAAGUCACUUAGAGCACUUGUGCAUCAAUUUGUGCGCUGAGACUCUGCAGCAUUUCUACAACACCCACGUGUUCAAAAGUAGCAUAGAGUCUUGUCGAGAGGAAGGGGUGCAGAGUGAUCUGCAGGUAGACUACGUUGAUAACGUUCCAUGCAUAGACCUCAUUUCAUCACUGAGGACAGGACUACUGAGUAUGUUAGAUGUUGAAUGCUCAGUGCGAGGUUCACCUGACAGUUAUUUGAAGAAAGUGUUAGCCCAACAUCAUAAUAGUCCAAGAUUCUAUGAACAGAAGUCUAGUACAGAUGCCAGAAUAUUUGGUAUCAGGCAUUUCGCUGGUCGUGUGCCAUAUGACACGUCGCAUUUCUUGGAGACCAACCGUGAUGUUGUUCCUGACGAUACUGUCUGUGUCUUCCACAAGUCAACCUGCAAUUUCGGUUUCGCCACGCACCUCUUUGGAAGUGAACUUAAAGCAUUAUACUCACAAGAAACGGUUCCUAGAGGAGUUUCAUUUCGAAUAUCUCCUACAGCCCAUACAGAUCUGCAAAAUGGUGAUGAACCAGUUUCAACACUUACUCAGGAUUUCCACAGCAGAUUGGAUAAUUUACUCAGAACACUGGUGCACGCAAAACCACAUUUUAUAAGGUGUAUAAAGGCGAACAACAAUGAGCAACCCAAUCAUUUUGAUAGAGGAGCUGUUGUACAACAAAUUAGGGCAUUACAAGUUCUAGAAACAGUCAAUCUGAUGGCUGGAGGUUUUCCUCAUCGAAUGAGGUUUAAGGCUUUUAACAUAAGGUAUCGUUUGAUCGCACCUUUUAAGAAACUAAAACGAACCGAUGACAAAGCCAUUGAGGAUUGCAAACUCAUAUUAGAAUGUUUCAUGGCUGUUACUGAAAACUGUAGAGUAUCAAAUGCCUCAACAGCUUGGGCUAUGGGAAAAAGACACAUAUUUUUAAGUGAAGGAGCAAGACAGCAGCUGGAACUGCUGAGGGUGGAGAGGAGGCACAAUGCAGCUGUUCUCGUCCAGGCCAUGUGGAGAGGAUGGAACUUUAGAAGGAAAAGAUGGCCUACGCUCAAGAGAAAUCUGCACAUGCAAGCGAGAACACGCGUCAACAGGCCACGACCACAGCCAAUAGCUGGUACUCCUCCACCAGACUUGGAACGAUGUGACCAAAAGACGAUUCAGCAGACGUGUUCACUGUUUGGUUUGGAUUUGGAGAGACCACCUCCAGUUCCACCAAGUCGUUCGUAUACUGUGACAGGCAAUACAAAAAUUGCUUAUCCUCAGGCAAGGGUCAUGAAAAUGAAUUAUCCAGAAGAUAACAGUUCAGAGGUGACACUUCUAAAAGGCGAAACCGUCAUGGUUGUGAGAGCAUCUGCAAGACGGGGCCACCUUGUGGUUGAACAUAAAAACCACACUAUUCAUGUUCCCUAUCAAUUUCUGGAGCUCAAACCUUCGGAGGGAGUCAACAUAUAAACUUCCUCCAAUUACUACUUCAUCAACAUGUUCUUCACUAUCUCCUACACCUAGAAUGUCUCAAUGGAUAAUAAUAACUCGUUGCAACAGAGAGAGCAUUUUUUUCCCCUGGUAGUUUUCAAUAUUACUUAACAUUGCGCCAUGCGCAUAACAUUUUUAAAAAAAAUGCCUCGAAUUCUCCACCUCUCAGGAAAUUGAAUUAAAAAAGUAUUUGAAAACUCUAGGCUGUGAACAGGCACUUAUUUCCAGUUUGUGACCCUCUUACCAUUUGCAAAGCAAAAUCACUCUCAAAUUUCCGAAGUUCUAAAAUCCACUCAAACCGCAUUAGCACGUUGAAUACCAUGGGGGGUGACCGGCACUGAGUUUGUUUAUAGCACCACGGGAGUGACCGAUGAAGCCAAGAUUAUAACAAACACAUAAUUCGAGUAAAUUUUUAAUUUUUUUUAUAUUAUUAUUGUUGUUAAAAUAGUUUGAAGAAAUUAUAGAUCACACAAAAAUAGAUUUAUUUAUAUACACAGAGAUGCCAACUUGCUUCGGACAGCGAAUAAAAUAUUUUCAAGUGGUAGUUUAUUAAUUGUGAUUCUUGGUUUAAUAAAUUCAAUUUAGUAGAUUUUUAUCCACCACUAUUUCUAAACAAUUCGUAGACUUAUAUAAUUCACCACUUCUUCCAGAUAUCUCAUGCUAAACCUUUUUAAAUAAGUAGCAAAAUCUGUCUAAUAUUUGCAAAUUUAAUUUGUAAUUAUUUACCAUUUGGCUAUACGGGCAAGCCAUGUAAAAUUAGCGGGGCAUUCAACGUGUUAACCAUCUGGAUAGAGGGUAAUUCUCCAAGACUCCUGUCCUUCAGGAGCGUUUCUCUUGGUUAUCCGAGGACUGAGAGUGAUUAAUGCAGCCCAGAACGCGUGGCAAAUAGUAUUUGAAUCUCAAAACCUCAAAAGAGGUGAAAUUCAUAUUUAUUAUUGCUGUUCAGUUUCACUUUCGAAUCAACUGAAAACGUUUAAUUUAAGGUAUAGUGCUAUUUAGUAGGUGGAAAGUAUUGAGAUUUGCAAUUCAAUUUUUCUCCAUAAAAAAUUAUCUUUUGAGCAAAUUUGAAAUUUCGCUAAACAACGUGCGUUAAAAAUUUAUUUGGAAAACAAUGUGUGUUAUCAAUACAACGGAUAAGAGUUGGCAGAUUUAUGUCCCCUCAGACUGCAGAAAACCUUACAUUUCAAUUUAUUUUCUGAGUAUUUUAAUCAGAUAUUAGAUUACAACAUAGGGGUUGUUGGUGCUUACUAAUCUUAAUUUAUAGUUAAUAUUUAUUUUUAAUGUUUAUUUUAAACUUAAUGCUUGUCUGGGAAAUGAGCUAGGUCAUAAGGUCAUAGAGCAUCUCUAUGGAUGCUUACUUUAUUAUGGCGACCCACUUUUUUUCUCCCCCAGUUUCGAAAUGCAUUUCAUUUAUUGCCCUUGAACUAAAUGUAAAUAAAUAAAUAAGUUUAGUUUUUGCUACCACCGUUCAAAUGCGUCAGUCAAUUAUGUUUUGUUUUCCUUUGUAAAGUUUCCACAAAAAAAAAAAUAUUUUGUUUUGAUGCUUUUAUUUGAUCCCUGACUGUCCGAGAUUACUUCAAAAAAUUUAUUUAAUCAGCUUCAUGGUCAGUUGAACUCAUCGAGCUCAAGUAAACAAUCAUUCACGAUUGGCGAUGUUUUUUUCUGACCACUGGAGGUAAAUAAUUACAAAAAAUUUCGUUGAGACAUACUAGGUGUGGGCAAUAGAAACACGUCAUACAAUCUCAGGGUUUCAUCAUCAUAUCUUAGAGUGUCUGGUUACACACGUGUUUCGUAAAACAAUUCUAUGUGCAUCAAAUGGGUGUUGUUUGGUGAUGCGUCCAUGUAUAAACACUUCGUUACAAGUACAAAUGAAUGUGUGGAAGAAGACAAUGACUAGAGCAACUGACGAUUCCAAAACAUCAGUCUCAAAAUUAUGAACAAACAAAUUCCUAUUUUUAGUUCUCAGGAAAUAUAUUUGUAUUAUUAAUAUUGUAAAAUUUGAAAAAGUGGACAUUGAUAGUAUGGGGCUAUUUAAAUAUUGCUCAAGUAUUGCAGAUUCUGGUUUCCUUUAUGAG
This is a messenger RNA of Parasteatoda tepidariorum (common house spider), 6071 nucleotides long. RefSeq names its product unconventional myosin-IXb-like dachs (gene dachs). Gene Ontology annotation, cellular component: membrane; myosin complex; cytoplasm. NCBI's taxonomy places the organism in Eukaryota, Metazoa, Arthropoda, Arachnida, Araneae, Theridiidae. Gene Ontology annotation, molecular function: ATP binding; actin filament binding; cytoskeletal motor activity. The record is from RefSeq and is a predicted model, not a curated record. Gene Ontology annotation, biological process: actin filament organization.